Dendronephthya gigantea is the source of this 2499-nucleotide messenger RNA. RefSeq names its product BTB/POZ domain-containing protein KCTD16-like. The record is from RefSeq and is a predicted model, not a curated record. NCBI's taxonomy places the organism in Eukaryota, Metazoa, Cnidaria, Anthozoa, Malacalcyonacea, Nephtheidae. Bases 21 to 815 code for a protein of 264 amino acids. Gene Ontology annotation, molecular function: protein binding. Gene Ontology annotation, biological process: protein homooligomerization. The transcript has 3 exons.
CGCGCUAAAUUUUGGUAAAAAUGGAAAGUCACAAGGAUCAAUCAGACAUCGCGGAAGAACCUAUAGGUGUGCAUGAACGAGAAACAACUCCGGCCGUCCUGCCAAAGAAGUUAUUUCCUGAACAAGUGGAGUUGAACGUUGGCGGGAAAUUAUACAACACAACAGUUACAACUCUGACAAGACUUCCCAACAAUUUGAUCGAGAAGAUGUUCACAGGACAGACUCCUAUCGAAAAAGACGCGAGUGGGAGAUAUUUCAUCGACAGAGACGGUGAAAUCUUUGCACAUGUUUUGGAUUUUCUUCGUACAAAGAGCCUUACACUUCAAGAUGAUUUCAAUGAUAUGGAAGCAUUGAUGCAAGAAGCUGAGUAUUAUCAGAUAAACGACCUAAGACGUUUGAUUCAGAGUCACGCUGCCACUACAAGAAGACUUAAAAUAUGGAAAGCAACAAGCGGACAUAUCUCGCUUCACGUGAAAGCAAGUUUUUCUACAAAGAUCGGACGCAAUGCCCAACAAGGAGAUCAUCCGUUUAGAAAAAUACAAAGGAUCUUUGUUUGUGGGAAGGUGUCUCUUUGUCAAGAAGUGUUUGAGGCAGACCUCAACGAAACCCGCGAGUCUCUUCAGAGCACGUCAAGAUACACAAGUCGAUUUUUUCUUCGGCAUAAUCAGCUGGAGAAAGCAUUUGAUCAGUUGAGAGAUCAUGGAUUUCGUUUGAUCAAUGGCGACGGAGAUGGAGUUCCUUCCCUUUGUUCGAAGAAAAAUACUCGUUGGGACGAAGACUGGAGUCAUUUUACUAUUUUGGUUUUCUUUCGAUGAGAGAUUCCAGCUCAGAAUAAUAUGCUCAAUGAAUCUCUGUACAUUUAGGAUUGAAAUUAUAGCGUUUCGAUAGUUUUAGAACUGACUAAAACCAUUCUGUACUUCGCUUGAUAACCAGUCUCUGAUAGUUCUAUGAUUUAGAUAGUUUUAUGAUAGUUUCCGGUAGAGAAACCAGUCAAGCAUAAUUUUAAACAAUCGUUUUAAUAUGAGCAAGAAGUUGGUGAUUUUAAGAAGAUAAAUCGCAUUAGGAUCUGUAUAUAUACUUAGUGCAUUUGUAGCAAACAGCAUGCAAGAUAGCCUCGAUCAGUGUCGAUUAUUAAAUUUCCAAUGUUUUAAACUAAUGUCAGAAAAGCGAUUAUUCUGCCUGGGUAAAUAAGAAUUUUGUUGUCUUCAAACGAAUCUAACUUGUUCAUAUUUACAUUUAACAAUCGUAUAUGAUAUGAUAUGCGACAUGUGUUAUUGAUGAAAGGCGUUAGCAUAAAAACUCUAAUUUCACUAUGUUUUUUUAUUCGAUUUAUAACGUUGUAUAUCUCUGUAGGACGAUAGGACGGGUAAUUCAUUAUCUAUGUUUAUGAAAGACAACGAUAUAACUCUAGUUUUUGCAGUAGAAAUAACUUGAGAUUCAUAACACAUCGAGUAGCGACUAAAUAUUAAUUUAUUUUAUAAUUUUUGUCAUGAAUAAAUAAUGAUUUGGUGUUAAUUUGAUAAAUGCACAAUAUAGUUUCAUAUUCUUCAGAAAACUAUAUAUUUAAAGGCAAUAUUGUAACCAGGGAAUCUUUAAAAGUAGUACAUUUAAGUUGAAGUACUAUAUGCACGACUUUGCACGACUAACAAACAAAACUAGCGAUAAAAUUGGCGGGAAUAGUUCGACCAAUAGAUAUUCAGCAAACUGGGCUGUGUAGGUUUACAAGUAACUGGAUUGAUCUUGAUGUUGAACUAUCAACUGUUCCGUCCAUCAGCAUAAAACAUAUGGCGCGGUAUGUUGGACAAAUCGAUGUUUUGCGCUUGAAACGAUCAGGCAUCCAUUUAAUAUAAUGACGCUGCACGUUUAAUAUGAUUAUAUAGCACCUUUAAAUUGAAAUACAUUCAUCGCAAAAGCGAUGCGACUUUGAUUUUACGCCAGGCGAAUUUUUCCCGCGAAUUCUCUUUUGAUUGACAACGUGAUUGGUUGGUGAAAAACAGUCUCGGCGCUCGCCUAUAGCUAUGGCUUCCCCAAAUCCAAAAGAUAUGCUGAAAGAUUGUGCGAACAAUAUCUUAAAAUGUAUCGAAGGUAAGCGCAAUUUGGUAUUUUUUUUAUUUUUCUUUAUUGAUCAUCAACAGAUAUAUUGGUAUUGGCUGAAUUAUAACAUCGAAUCAUAUUUACUACGGCAUAGGAAAUUGCCAAAUUCGUUUUGAUGCUUUUCUUCAAGUAUCUUUUAUAAUUUAGGUUUAUAAAAUGGCAAUGUUAACAACGAACCAAGAAACACAGAAAAUCAUACAAAUACUAGUGCAAAAACUAGAGCAAACACCAUAAAUUUGGGAAAUGGGACUUGUGAAAGUGAGGGUGAAACACAUAACAGUAUCAAUUGAUAAACCUGUGGCCCUCAAAAGGUUCCUCUUCUGUCCUUCCGUCAGCAUAUGGACAUUUGUCCAGGAGGGUCCAGCAGACUGAACAAAGACUACGGAAGUAGUUUGAUGAGUGUUG